AUGCGAUCACAACAAGAGCAGGUUGAAACUGAUGAAGCUGUUGAUGAUGAGAUUGAGAUGCAGCCGAACCCAGCCGUGAAGACACCGGCCGUUCCAUCCAAGGCUGUUGAGAAGACUACUGUUGAGAAACCACCGGUUAAGCCGUAUCAUUCGAAGAUACCUUUUCCUCAACGAUUGAGGAAAGUGAAGAUCAAGGAGAAUUUCAAGAAGUUUGUUGAUUUGAUCCAAAAUGUUAACAUUACUAUUCCUUUAAUUGAUCUUCUUGCAGCUAUGCCAAAUUAUGCAAAGUUUCUCAAGGAACUCAUUUCGGAUAAGAAAAAGCUAGAAGAAGCAAAGAUAACUGUAAUGAGUGCCGAGGCAUUGUCCGAUCUUGGGGCCAACAUUAAUUUAAUGCCUUACUCUAUUUACAAAAGAUUGUCUUUAGGUGAAUUGACCCCUACCCGCAUGAGCAUUAGGUUCGCGGACCGAUCAUUCCAAUAUCCCAUGGGGAUAGCGAAAAAUUUACAAAUAAAGGUGGGUCAUAUGAUAUUCCCGGUAGAUUUUGUUAUUCUUAAGAUGGAGGCGGAUGUUAAUGUGCCUCUAAUUCUUGGCCGGCCCUUCCUUAUGACUGCGGAUGCUAUCAUCCGGGUUAAGUCUAAGGGGAUUUCCUUAGGUGUCGGAGAAGACCGGGUAGUUUUUAAUGUUGAUAGAGCUCUUAAGCAUCCUUACUCGUGUGAUGAAUCUUAUUUCAAGAUUGAUGUUAUUGAAGAAGAAGAAGAUGCUUUGGAGAAAGAGCUCAUGGAUAUCUUGGACAUGGAAGAUGGACAAGCAUUGCUUGCUUGUAGUGAAGAAGAGAAAGUGUUAGUUGAAGAGAUGGUGCAAGAAAUCAUGGCAUUGAGUGUUGAUGAAACUCCACCGGAGGAUGAGACAUUUGAAGAGAUCACGGAUAGUGAAAGCACACGGGUGAUUACAUCGAUCGAGUGCCCUCUUACCGAUUUGGAACUCAAACCCUUGCCAGAUCAUCUCGAAUAUGCCUAUCUUGAAGGUACAUCUUUCUUACCCGUUGUCAUUUGA
Erigeron canadensis is the source of this 1053-nucleotide messenger RNA. RefSeq lists its product as uncharacterized. Bases 1 to 1053 code for a protein of 350 amino acids. The transcript is spliced from 3 exons. The record is from RefSeq and is a predicted model, not a curated record. Lineage: Eukaryota; Viridiplantae; Streptophyta; Magnoliopsida; Asterales; Asteraceae.